AUGGCUAAUGAGGAGAGUUUUGUCGUCUUGGUUCACCACAGAGGAUCGAUUAAGAGAAAAAUAGGAUCCGGUGUGAAGUUCACUGAUAAGGAUUCUCUCAGUAUUUUCGUGAGGCCUAUGACCAGCUAUGAUGAUCUUGUUAGUUCUGUUCUACGGAAACUUGGUCUAGAAGGCGUGAAACGUAUUAAGAACUUUUUCUAUCGCAUUCCAAUCUCGGUCCUCCAAGAAAUCGUGAAAUAUGAUUGUUUUACGAUCGGUAGGGAUGAGGACUUGCAGGUCCUGUUUCAUUGUCACAGGCAGUUUCGCGAAGUGAGGACACCAGAACUGUUGGUGAAGUUGGUUGACGUGGUAUCCAGCUCGGGGGGUUUGAACCGGAAUACUCCCACUGUAGCCACGGUAGUCGGUUCUAACUCCAGACCUGCGGGUGCAUCUUCCUCCGUCCCUGUGUAUGAACUUCCGGUCCAGCCUGUCGCCUCCCCUUUGUUCGUAGUGGAUCUCAAUGGAAGUGGAGGUGGGGAGGUUGGAAUAGGGGAUUAUGUGCCGACCCCUUUACAGUGUGCUGCACCGGUUGGUGUUGGAGAUGCAUUGUUGGAUGAUUCAGAGGACGACGAUGUGGAGCCAGAUAUUAUUGGUGAUGACAGUGGCGAUGAUAUUGGACCGAGUGAGCCUGCUGGUGCGGGAGGUGGUUCUAGUUCUAGCACACAGCAGUACCCUCCAUAUUUUUCAUCUUUGGACUUGGAUGCCAUGAGAGAUGCGGAAGGGACUGCAAGGGUAACAGAGUUUCAGGUUGGUCAGCAAUUUCAGGACAAAGAUAAGGCAAUGAUAAGUGUGAAGACUUACAGCAUCCGACGCAGGGUACAGUACAAGGUGGUGGAGUCUGAUUAUCGCCGGUAUAUUGGGAAGUGUUCUGAGUUUGGGAAUGGGUGCACAUGGUUGAUUCGGCUUAGUCUCCGGCAGCGCAAGGGUAUUUGGGAGGUCAAACAGUACAAUGGACCACAUACGUGUCUAGCAACCUCCAUUUCCGGCAUACGUGUCUAG
Molecule: messenger RNA, 1038 nt
Organism: Arachis duranensis
Lineage: Eukaryota; Viridiplantae; Streptophyta; Magnoliopsida; Fabales; Fabaceae
Exons: 2
Coding region: 1-1038 (345 amino acids)
Source: RefSeq, a predicted model, not a curated record